UGAUCUUCCCGAACGUCCGCUUUUCUGUUUUCUUCCGGGCUGCAUUGAACCUCUUCAGCUGCCGUAAGCAGUGGGUCGAAAGUGCUGAUCAAAAUGGAAGUGAAUCCCCCCAAACAGGAGCACCUGCUGGCCCUGAAAGUGAUGCGGUUAACUAAGCCUACUUUAUUCACCAAUAUUCCAGUAACAUGUGAAGAAAAAGACUUACCUGGAGAUCUCUUUAACCAACUCAUGAGAGAUGAUCCUUCAACUGUAAAUGGUGCAGAAAUUUUAAUGUUGGGAGAAAUGUUGACUUUACCACAGAAUUUCGGGAAUAUAUUUUUGGGAGAGACCUUUUCCAGUUAUAUCAGCGUUCAUAAUGAUAGCAAUCAAGUUGUAAAAGAUAUAUUAGUAAAAGCUGAUCUUCAGACAAGUUCUCAGCGUUUAAAUCUUUCAGCCUCCAAUGCUGCAGUGGCUGAACUUAAACCUGAUUGUUGUAUUGAUGAUGUCAUACACCAUGAAGUAAAGGAAAUUGGAACACACAUCUUGGUGUGUGCAGUGAGCUAUACAACUCAGGGUGGAGAAAAAAUGUAUUUUAGAAAAUUCUUCAAAUUUCAGGUUCUCAAACCAUUGGAUGUGAAAACCAAAUUUUACAAUGCAGAGAGUGACCUCAGUUCUGUGACUGAUGAAGUAUUUCUCGAAGCCCAGAUUCAGAAUAUUACAACCUCACCCAUGUUUAUGGAGAAAGUUUCAUUGGAACCAUCAAUAAUGUACAAUGUAGCAGAAUUAAACUCAGUCAGCCAAGCUGGAGAAUGUGUAACUACGUUUGGGUCAAGAGCAUAUUUGCAGCCCAUGGAUACACGCCAGUAUUUGUACUGCCUAAAACCCAAGAAGGAGUUUGCAGAAAAAGCAGGCAUCAUUAAAGGAGUAACAGUAAUUGGAAAAUUGGAUAUAGUGUGGAAAACAAAUCUAGGUGAAAGGGGAAGAUUACAGACCAGCCAACUUCAGCGAAUGGCUCCAGGUUAUGGAGAUGUUAGAUUGUCUUUGGAGGCAAUCCCAGAUACCGUAAACCUAGAAGAACCUUUUCAUAUUACCUGUAAAAUAACAAACUGCAGCAGUGAAAGGACUAUGGAUCUGGUUUUGGAAAUGUGCAAUACCAAUUCUAUCCACUGGUGCGGCAUUUCAGGAAGACAGCUUGGGAAGCUGCAUCCUAGUUCCUCCCUCUGCCUUGCCCUCACUCUGCUGUCCUCAGUACAGGGACUGCAGAGUGUCUCCGGCUUAAGACUAACAGACACGUUCUUAAAGAGAACAUAUGAAUAUGAUGACAUCGCACAGGUCUGUGUGGUAUCUUCGGCCAUUAAAGUGGAGAGCUGAAGAAGAUUUCCAAUGUUAUGCUUUUCAUUGAAUUUCACAGAACUUUUUGUAUUUUUGUCACCUUUGUGAAAUGAUCAAGUCUACAACAAAAAUAAGUACCUAUUAUUUAAAUUUCUUUUCUGCCAAAGUUAAAAUAUUAAAUACUUGUGUUGAAAAGAACCAUCUACAGAUUUUAUCUCGUGAGUUACAUUCUGAAUGGACAUUUGUACAUUUUCUACACUCAGCCUAUUCCAUUUUUAGAUAACCAUUGGACUUUGUUCUCCAAAAGCUCUGUAUUUGAGGCUGUUUGUCCCUAGCAAGUAUCUGGAAUGGGAGGUUAGCAAACAUUUUAUGUAAAGGGCCAGAUACUAAAUAUUUGUCUUUGCAGGAAAUGUGGUUUCUGUUGAAAAUACUCAACUCUGCUGUCAUAGUGGGUCAGCAGCCAGGAGGCAAAAAGAGCAGGCAGUAUUUACAGAAACAGGCAACUGGCCAGAUUUGGCCUGUAGGCCAUCAUUUGCUGACCUUGGUCUAAAAGAUACAGUUGUUUAAAACUUUCGACUCUUAUACUUUAUUUAAGUUUCCAAUUAACCCCAGUUUUUUUCCUAACUCCUCAGUCAGCAGAAAAAGCUUAAGACAAAGGGAGUAGGGCUCAUGUAACCUUAUAUUGCUAACACAGUAUGAGUUCUCCUCAGUUUUCAGUUAUUCUGUUUGUAUGUACCUAUGUUUGUAGUUACAUAUUAACCUACAUGGUCUAAAUUUCAGUUACUAACAGCAGAUCAGAAUUGGUUUAAUUUCUUGGAUUGUUGAUUACUCUGUUAACUUUUAACUAAGAAUCCUGAUAAUUUUCUAAUUCUAAGCCAAAAAGUCCUGGUUUGUUUUUUUUUUCCACAUUGAAAAAUAAGCUCCUUAUUUUCAUAAGGCAUGUUUAAAGGAUUUCCACCUCUGCUAUUUGAUUUUGAACUCUACAUCAUGUAUUAAUACUAUAAGACUGUCUCUGUA
This is a messenger RNA of Zalophus californianus (California sea lion), 2328 nucleotides long. RefSeq names its product trafficking protein particle complex 13 (gene TRAPPC13). The record is from RefSeq and is a predicted model, not a curated record. The transcript has 13 exons. Lineage: Eukaryota; Metazoa; Chordata; Mammalia; Carnivora; Otariidae. Bases 94 to 1350 code for a protein of 418 amino acids. Gene Ontology annotation, cellular component: TRAPPIII protein complex.